AAUACCUUUGUCCUUAAUUUGACGACUUUAUCUUCAACGGUUUCACCAUUAUCUAUAACCAGUAUCUAUCUGCGUGCACGAACUCUCUAUCAACUGCUCGCUUCGUUCUGCGCCAACAAGUUCGAUUAUCACAAGGCGGCUCACUCACUUUCUAUUUCUGCACCACAAAGGCUCUAUUUGCAGACAAUAGGGCCUGUUCAAGUAUAUUUAUUAUAGGAUUACCAGAGAUCAUAUAAGAACGGCAGCUAUUUGCAAGGUACCUUUUCUGUUUACCCCAAAGACGCACACUCCCGCAGGGGUUCAGGCCGAUAGGUUCAAAGGAAGUCUCGAGUCUCUCACCUCAAUUCACCUUAACUCACCCGCAAAACUCAACUUCCACAACAAGACACACGCCCCCUAGUUCCACUAAAGCCAGGCCAUCGGACCGCUCCAAGACCCCAAAGCCCCCCCUCUCUUCCUCUUCCUACCCCCCUAAUCGACAAUCCCUCAGGGCCGCAGCCCACUAUGACACAGUCACUCAACACCCCCCGUCAGGGCCAGAGUCAGACUCGGUCUCUGAGCAUCUCAAGCUCAAGCUCGAGUGAUAAAACGCCGCCAGUUCCUUCUUCGUCUUCCUCCAUUUCUCGUCUCAACUCCAUCGUCCAUCACAUCUCGCCCAAAAUGGUUUCUACUACAAAUUUCCCUGCCGAAGUCGUGCCCCAGGCACCCGAAGAUCCUCUCUUUGGUCUUGCACGAGAGUACAAGGCCGACGACAGCCCCAACAAGAUUGAUCUUGGUAUUGGCGCAUACAGAGACGAGAAUGCAAAGCCCUGGGUGUUGCCCGUCGUCAAGAAGGCCGAUGAGAUCCUCCGAAACGACCCUGAGCUCAACCACGAGUACGCCCCCAUCGCGGGUAUUGCCAGCUUCACAUCCAAGGCUGCCGAGCUAGUCUUUGGCCCCGAUUCUUCUGCCAUCCAAGACAAGCGCUCAACAACACUACAGACAAUCUCUGGUACCGGUGCCGUGCACUUGGGAGCUCUUUUCCUUGCCAAGUUCUACAAGGGCAACCAGACUGUCUACCUCUCAAAUCCCACAUGGGCGAACCACCACCAGAUCUUCAAGAAUGUUGGCAUGUCGAUCGACACAUACCCCUACUUCCACAAGGAGACUAAGGGUCUCGAUUUUGAGGGGUUCAAGAAGACUCUGCAAUCCGCUCCCGAGGGUUCCGUCUUUGUGCUUCACGCAUGCGCACACAACCCUACCGGUGUCGACCCUACGCAAGAUCAGUGGACUGAGAUUGCUUCAAUCAUGAAGGAGAAGAACCACUUCCCCUUCUUUGACACCGCCUACCAAGGAUUUGCCUCUGGCGAUCUUGUCAAGGAUGCAUGGGCCAUCCGCUACUUUGUCGAUCAGGGCUUUGAGCUUGUUGUUGCUCAGAGUUUCGCCAAGAACUUUGGUCUCUACGGAGAGCGUGCCGGUUGCUUCCACGCCGUCACAUCUCCCGCUCCUGAGGCUUCAAACACAAUCACUCGCAUUGGCUCUCAAUUGGCUAUCCUCCAGCGAUCGGAGAUCUCCAACCCUCCUCUGUACGGUGCCCGUAUCGUCAGCACUGUUCUCAACGAUCGCGACCUCUUCGCUGAGUGGGAAGAGAACCUGCGCACCAUGUCUGGCCGCAUCAUCAGCAUGCGCGACGUCCUCCGAGCCAAGCUUGAAGAGCUCGAGACCCCUGGUACCUGGAACCACAUCACCGACCAGAUCGGCAUGUUCAGCUUCACUGGCUUGAGCGAGAAGCAAGUACUUCAGCUUCGAGAAGAAUUCCACGUCUACAUGACCAAGAACGGUCGUAUCAGCAUGGCUGGUCUCAACGAAAACAACGUUGAGUACUUUGCAAAGGCUGUUGAUAAGGUUGUUCGUGACGCUGCUUAGAUAGACUUUUGAAUGGUUGGGAUUGUGUACGAACUCAUGAAAGUGGUCAAUUACCUAUAGGACCCUGGAAAGAAUCGGCGUUUGGAGAUGUUUAUUAUUACCACACCUAUCAUGACUGGGUCUCUGCAAAAAGCAUUGGACGAUCCUUGUUUUAGCAUGCUGUUGACAGCUUCUAAUAUACCUUGACUGCAUUUGCUACAUAUAAAUAUUU
Molecule: messenger RNA, 2116 nt
Organism: Fusarium graminearum PH-1
Lineage: Eukaryota; Fungi; Ascomycota; Sordariomycetes; Hypocreales; Nectriaceae
Exons: 4
Coding region: 505-1905 (466 amino acids)
Biological process (GO): L-aspartate biosynthetic process
Cellular component (GO): cytosol
Molecular function (GO): L-aspartate:2-oxoglutarate transaminase activity; pyridoxal phosphate binding
Source: RefSeq, a predicted model, not a curated record